AUGACCUUUGUAACGUUCUCUUCCAAAGGAACUUGGAAUCCUAUCAUGACUUCUGAUACAACCAUCCAAAGUUACUGGCUGAAUUGGAAAUUUUUUGUUUGUGUCGUUUCAAUCCUUCUUUCAACCAUCUUUUCAUUAUUACUUAUAUGGAAGUAUGAGGUUUUAAUUUCAUCAUGGAAGUCAAAGACAAAUGAUAACAUAGAAAUCCAGAAACAAACAUCAUCAUCAUCAUCAAGUUUGUACUUGUAUGAAGAUGAAACAUGGAAGCCUUGUCUUAAAGGAAUUCACCCUGCAUGGUUGUUAGCUUUUAGAGUUUUUGCAUUUAUUGUCCUUUUGGUGCUUCUCAUACUCACUGCUACUAUUGAUGGAGGAAGCAUUUUUUAUUAUUAUACUCAGUGGACUUUUACUUCAGUUACUGUCUAUUUUGGGCUAGGAUGUUUGCUGUCCAUGCAUGGAUGUCACCAACAUCAUAAAAAAGCAAGUGGGGAUAAGGUGAACAAUGUGGAUGUAGAUUCUGAGCAAGGAAUUGAUGAUUCAUCUAUACUGCCUCAAAGUUCUAAUCAAUCUAGUCAUGAUAAAUCUCAACAAGAACAUAUUGUCCGCAAUCAUGCCGGCAUUUGGGGUUAUAUCUUUCAAAUACUAUUCCAGAUUAAUGCAGGUGCGGUAAUGCUGACAGAUUGUGCAUUUUGGUUCAUAAUUGUUCCUUUUUUAACCAUCAAAGAUUACAAUAUAAGUUUAUUGACCAUAAGUAUGCAUACCAUCAAUGCUGUUUUUCUGUUAGGAGACACAGCUUUAAAUUGCCUGCAUUUUCCUUGGUUUCGAAUAGGAUACUUUUGCCUAUGGACAGUUACAUAUGUCAUUUUUCAAUGGAUUGUUCAUGCUAUAGUUAAACUAUGGUGGCCGUAUACAUUUCUUGACUUGUCAUCCCACUAUGCUCCAUUAUGUUACUUGUCGAUGGCGUUACUGCAUAUUCCCUGCUAUGGUAUCUUCAUAUUGAUAAUGAAGGUUAAACACAGUGUGUUGUCAACGCGGUUUCCUCACUCGUAUCAAUGUGAAAGAUGA
This is a messenger RNA of Lathyrus sativus (Indian pea), 1062 nucleotides long. The record is from the annotation of a GenBank genome assembly. Lineage: Eukaryota; Viridiplantae; Streptophyta; Magnoliopsida; Fabales; Fabaceae.